AACUUAAAUGGUGGAAAAAGCGAUAACAAAAAUGAUAAAGUACAAACAAAAGCGAAUUAAUUUCAAGUUUUAAAAACAUUAUCGCAGUUAAAAAAAGUUGCAGAUUUAUAUUACCAGGACUGCCAACUUUAUCACACUAUCAAUAGGUUUUUUGGGUAGAUUAUUUAUUCGUUUUUGACACUCAAACUACUCAUAAAUAUAACCUCAAAUUUGUUACACAAAACCCCCACGAUGCAGUCAUCCCUCGAAGACUACUCCAACCACUGUCGUCUAUGUUUAAACGAACUCAGCGACUCCAAAAUAUACUUGUAUGGGGACGAAAAUAUCCCGACGAUGCUGUCUCAGUGCACCACGAUUUCGAUUUCUACCGAAGAUGGUUUAAUGCAACACAUGUGCGUGCUUUGUAGCCAAAAACUCCAAAAUUGCUUCACUUUCAAAGAAAAGUGUGAAUCAGUGGACAAAUUUCUAAGGGAACUGUUAACCACUUGCUCCCAACUAAGUGAAGACGCUUGUGACUCAGUUGGAACCCAGUCACAAUUUUUGUGUAACUUGUGUAACAAAACAUUCACCAGAAACACGUCAUUGCAGAUACAUUUGGAAAGACACCGGAAAAUGAAAGCCCAUAAGUGUGACACGUGCCCUAAGACUUUCACCACGCGACAGGACUUAAAAAUCCACCAAUCCAGACACACAAACAGUGCUUUAUUUAAGUGCCACACGUGCGCGAGAACUUAUAAAUCAAAAAGCGCGGUGGUAAAACACAUGAGGACCCAUUCACUGGUCAAACAGUACCUUUGCCCAUACUGUGAAAAAGGUUUUCACGUCCACGACUCCUUCCAGACUCAUCUAAAAAUCCACACUAAAGAAAACUUGCUUAGUUGUCCAAUUUGUGACCGGAGGUUCGCUGCAAGGGCUUCUCUCCACUUCCACUUGAGAAAACACACAGGAGAAGCGCCAUUUUUGUGUUCAGUUUGCGGUUCGCGCUUUAAAACUAAGUCGGAAUUGGGGCAGCAUGAAGUCAGACACUCUGGAGUGAAAGAAGAGAAAUUAAAAACCGAAAUGUGUAAUUAUUGCGGCAAAAAUUAUAGCUCUAAAAGCGGCUUAAACCGACACAAAUUGGAACACAGCUUGCUCAGAUACCAAUGUGGCGAAUGUUAUCGCCAGUUUCGCACAGACAAAGAUUUGGAAAUACAUUUGGUGAUACACACGGGGAAUUUUCCGUUUUGUUGUACAACCUGCGGGAAAGGUUUCAACAGGAAAAAUAAUUACCAGAGGCAUUUGAAACAGCACCAGUUGUUAAUAAAAUAAACAAAAAUAAAAAAUUAAAGAGUAA
This is a messenger RNA of Zophobas morio, 1333 nucleotides long. RefSeq names its product zinc finger protein 239-like. The transcript has 5 exons. Gene Ontology annotation, cellular component: nucleoplasm; nucleus. The record is from RefSeq and is a predicted model, not a curated record. Lineage: Eukaryota; Metazoa; Arthropoda; Insecta; Coleoptera; Tenebrionidae. Bases 232 to 1308 code for a protein of 358 amino acids. Gene Ontology annotation, biological process: regulation of transcription by RNA polymerase II. Gene Ontology annotation, molecular function: zinc ion binding; RNA polymerase II cis-regulatory region sequence-specific DNA binding; DNA-binding transcription repressor activity, RNA polymerase II-specific.